Messenger RNA from Rotaria sp. Silwood2, 1071 nucleotides. Lineage: Eukaryota; Metazoa; Rotifera; Eurotatoria; Philodinida; Philodinidae. The record is from the annotation of a GenBank genome assembly.
AUGCAAACAAUCACGUGGUUUAUGGCUGUAGCUGUAUGCAUCGUUCGAAUGUUCAAUACAGAGAGUUGUAUAAUAGCUGCGAUAGUCCUCAAUUGUAUUGAUAGUGCACUCAUUGCUGGUGGUUGUCAAGCACUUGUGGCUUCUUUUUUUUCAUCCGAGUAUAUUGGUACUUUAACUGGAGUGUUGUGGACAUCAGCUGCUAUAGUGUCUUCAAUACAAUAUGGCCUUUUACCACUUGUUGAAGCUGUGGAUAAAGGUUGGAGAGUAAGUACAUCGCGAUCAAAAGUUCGACUAAACUAACGAAAAAUAAUUAAGGCAUGGGCAAUUAUUUUGGCUCUUGUCGUUGUUAUGAUCUCUCAUUGUAUACAAAUGUGGCUCCGGUAUUUCAAAGAACCUUCGAAGGUUGAUAGUAAUGGUGAAUCGAUACAAAUGCAAGAACGUCAAACCAAUGGUUAGGCGAAAAAUUCAGCCUAUGACAAUGAGAUAACAGAAGACAACUCAACUAGGUUUUGAAAUGAUCGUCAUCUAUCUUCUCCUUCAGUGCUUAUCUCAAUUUUAUCAUAUCGUACGAAUGUUCUACAAUUAUUUUCUUUCUUUUAUAAGACUCUAAAGGGAUUUUGUAGAUAUUCAAUCCUUUUAUUUUGUUGAAAUAAAGAACAAGAUGUCUCCUAUUUAAAUCUAUAAAACAAAUUAAUUGGAAAUAUGUUUUUGUAGUCUAAAAGAAUCUGAGAACUGAACUUUGAGUAGUUUAAUGCAAGAAAGUUUCAUAUAUUCGAAGAAAAUUAUAUUUCUCACCGCCAAAUAAACUGAUUCAAAAAGUGAGGGUGGGUGUGGAUGUAGGUAUGUAUCUUCUCUUCAUCUAAAUUCAGACUCAGACCCAUAUCCACCCAUCUCUUUAUUCCUCUCUUCCUAUUUUCAUAGUUCUCCUCUGCUCUUCUUUUUAUUUGUUUUUUUGUCUUUUAUUUAAAUGAGUGGCGCGUUUUUAAGUUUUUGUUUAGUUUUUUUUUCUUGAGUGUGAUAAUUAUUUAAGUGUUUACCUUAACAGUAAGAACGUGUAUUUUUUGAUGGUAG